AUGGAGUGGCUGUGGCAUUUUCUGAGGGUGGGCAGCAAAGAGGGCUGCGUGCUGAAUCUGGCGGCCGAUGAGCACAUUCAUGGCAUCUCUGCCGUCUCCGGGAGGCCCGGCAUCACUGUCAUCAGCUCUUUCCUCAGUGACGGCGGCCAGUCCCUCAGAUGCCGUGUUGUCAGCCUGGCAGGGGUCUUGAGGGGGACGCCGCACGACUGGAUGCCGCUGUGGACCAACGAGCCCCUGCACAACCCUGGCUUCAUCGAGCUGUCUGAUGGGGGUGCGCACGCCCUCGUCUUUGACCCAGCCAAGGGGCAGUAUAGCGUCUGGGACGUGGGGUCUCGCAGCGUGAUCUUCGGGUUUGCCAGCACCGGAGUGGUGGAUGCCGUCUUCGCCUCGGAGGAUGCGGUGCUGUGCAUCAGGCCGAGCCCGGCAGGCGGGACGCAGCGGCUGACCCUGCUGGCCCUGGUCGACGGCUCAUCGAUGCAUGACACCGUCGGCCCCGGCCCCGCCUGCCCCACCCGGCGGCACGAGGUGAACGGCCCUUGGCUCUUCAUGCACGGCGCGGACGGCGCCUCUGCGCUGGUGCUGGGACGUGGCGGGCGUGGCGCCUGCCUCCACGUCAUCGACCUCGCGUCGCUGACGAGGCGCUGCGUGCUGGAGGGCCACGCCAAGACCCUGGGGCCCGUCACCGCCCUGUGUCUGGACGAGGCCGGAGGCCGGCUGGCCACCGGCGACGCGAGGGGCCAUGUUCACCUCUGGACCUGA
This is a messenger RNA of Auxenochlorella protothecoides, 759 nucleotides long. RefSeq lists its product as hypothetical. The transcript has 6 exons. Gene Ontology annotation, molecular function: protein binding. The record is from RefSeq and is a predicted model, not a curated record. The coding region runs from base 1 to 759 and encodes 252 amino acids. NCBI's taxonomy places the organism in Eukaryota, Viridiplantae, Chlorophyta, Trebouxiophyceae, Chlorellales, Chlorellaceae.